Molecule: messenger RNA, 586 nt
Organism: Phytophthora infestans T30-4
Lineage: Eukaryota; Oomycota; Peronosporomycetes; Peronosporales; Peronosporaceae
Exons: 5
Coding region: 15-545 (176 amino acids)
Source: RefSeq, a predicted model, not a curated record
CGAUAAUUUAUAGGAUGGCCAGCGUUAGUGCGGCACCGGACAAUGUGGUGCGCUACGACGUCCCAAAUGGGGACUUCUGUGCAUACCUGAAGGGAUUUUGGAAGCGCAACCUGGAGUGGCGCCGCUUCGGUGCCAGUUUCAAGCAUUUGCGCUCCACCAACAACAUUGUAUUCAUCGAGGAGGACCUGGACGCCGCCGGCCAGCCUAACACUCAAUUCCUCCGCUGGUCUUUCGGUCGCACGCUUAAGCAGCAGGAUCUCUCCAGUGCCUACACAGUGCAGUUUAUUCCGGAUGAGCAAGGAACAUUUAUGGAGUGGAGCUUCGAGGGCGUGACGUGCCAUGGUGUGUUCAAGCUUGAGGCCAACGUGGCCAUUCUCAACUUUUGUCUACAGGAGUCCAUGGUUACCAUCACAUAUCGCGUACUCGACGCCAACACGAUGGCCGUGUGUAUCGUGGACGUGGACAGCGAGCACACACCGACGAUCCAAUACGGCAACAUGUAUCGCAUCAACCCGUCCAAGUACGAGCGCGAACCCGAGGAUUGAGGAUCCCUAGUUCGUACUUAAUUGAAUUGAUGAUAAAACUA